This is a messenger RNA of Aaosphaeria arxii CBS 175.79, 609 nucleotides long. RefSeq lists its product as uncharacterized. Lineage: Eukaryota; Fungi; Ascomycota; Dothideomycetes; Pleosporales. The transcript has a single exon. The record is from RefSeq and is a predicted model, not a curated record. The coding region runs from base 1 to 609 and encodes 202 amino acids.
AUGGACUCGUCUAACACGUAUACUCCCGAGGAGCUCGAAACCGUCGAGACCCUUAGAUCUUUCAGUCCAGAAGAUAUUGAAGCCGCCGUAGCCCUCUUGAAGCUCUCACGAGAGGGCACAACACCGACAGAUGGUGGUAAAGAGAAAACGAGGGCUUGUCCACCACAAGCUCAAUCAAACAUUGGACAAGGGAACGGAUGUGCUAGGCCUGCUGAUCUUCCUAUGAGGGCAUCACUUGUACGCACCCCCGGGAGAAAUUCACACGUCUACCUACCGGCUGAUAUACCGCCCGUGCGGGGGUCAGUUAAAACCGUUUCACAGUAUAAUCGUAAUCUCUGUGCUGCUGAAAACCAUAUCAUUGAUGUAGUUCUGGCACAGUAUGGCCUAACGCGGAGAAACGAUAUCCACGGGCAACCACCUCCAGGUUUCCAGCUAGCACGUCUCAAGGUCGAUCUGGAGACUGCGAAAAACAAUAUUGACCAGGCCUUGCUCAAAGAAGCGAACAGGAUGCUGGCUGUUAGGGCAUCUCUUCAGCGGGCACGGCGUGCCGAUCAAAGGGCAAGGAAUGGCCACACAGAAGGUCGACAGAACGACAAUUCGGAGCGAUGA